AUCCGACCAAAGGGCUACUGGGCGGACCCGAUUCCAAAGCGACGAUCCUUAAGAAAGUGAAAGUCUCAUGCAUUCUCUACUUACAUUGAUCAUCUUGUUGAUCAUAAAUCAGAAGAUGUUCAAGUUUUUUUACAACAUGAUUGAUUCAUCGAUCGUGUUGAUCAUUUAAGUCUCUCCUCGUCUUGGUUUAUUUUUUCUUGGUCUUCUUCCUUGUCGUUUAUCGGCACCAAUCCUAAGAAAUACCCAGGUCGUCUACUUCUUGGUGACCAAUAAAUAUUUAUCCUCUGUACAACUUGUCUAGAGGACGAAAAGAUUUACUUGCAGAUGAAAUAACAUUUCUAGAAAAGCUACUCGUGAGAAAGGAAACUUAUGUUCAAAAAUCAAAUUCUUCUAACCUUACCAACGACGUGUACGAAUCCAAGGCACGAUUGAAGCAGCUCAUCAAGGAAGGCUCUUUCGAAUUUUUGCGGAAGAUUCGCAUGGAACGGUCUGACCUCUCCUUAAGGCUUUAAAAGAUUUUUCAAAGGCUCACUUUAUAAAUAUGAUCCUGGACCAUUUUGUUUAAAUUUGAAGCAUCUUGAAGGAGCAGGCUUCUUUAAAUGAUUUUGGAUCAUCACCUGCUUUAGAUUUAAUGCAGCUUGUAAGAGUGGUGUUAGGUCGUCAUCUAACACUCAAGAGAAAUAUACCACCGACUAGGUAUCAAGACGAGAAAAUGAAAAACAGUACCCAGGGUAGUCCACCUGCAGCACCUAGUGGUAGCUAGUACCAAGUACAUGCGUUCUAUUCGAUUUCAUCAAAAUGGAACUUUUUUUUGUAGUGUGAGCGAGUUCCGCAGAGAGCCUGCCCACAUAUUUGUAGUGUGAGCGAGUUCCAUGAAGAACCUAACUGCGUAUUUGCCGCGUAGCUACCGGCAUAGGGCGGCGCUUUUGAUCUCUUUAGACUGCUAGUUUUUAUGGGUGUAUUAGAUUAGUGUUAGUUAUGGACCUAAUAAAGAUUAACUAAUCCACUAUCGUCUAGAACAACUGCAUUAUUGCGGUUGCAAUAGAUCUAAUGGCAUCCCUGCGCGGCACCUUGAUGUUUGAGAUGGCGAAGUUGCCGUACAAGGAGGAGAAGAUUGCAGCCUUCAAGAAGAUGCUCGCAUGCAUGUAGACUCUCAGAAGAACAAGAUACUCGCAUUAUGAAUGUGGACUCGAAGAACAAGAUACUCGCAUCAUGCAUUUAGACUCUUAGUACUAAGGGUCGUGACUUCGGAAAUUAGCAUAUUGGUAUUAGGAGUUAGAAUCAUGUGCUUAGUUUAUUUUAGUCCUGCCUCAUUUUCUCACUUAUUAAGUUCUUGAUUGUUAGAUGUGCGCCUGCUUUAUUUCUAUUUGACUUAAAACAACGUAACGAAAUAGAUUAACACGAAAAACGAGUAUACGAAGGAACAUGUGAAAUUUAGAUUCAUUCAUAACAAUGUCAACAUAUUAGGACUCGACUACAUUGAUAUUCAGAGUGAUUGUUUGUUUAGACUCAAAAAUCAAUAGAAAUCUAUAGAAAUUAACAUCUUUUUCUUGUCUUAGAUGACGGGAGAGCCAGCUUAUUUCCUUUCGACUACUUGACUAUUUCAUCCUUGCUGCAUAAAAAUUGUUAUUCACCCGCCCAUUUACCUCGGUUCUUCAUAUUGAGCCAUUUGUUUUUGUCAAAGAAGAUUGGAAAAUACAACACUUCUCAACAUAAUCGACCAGGUAUGAUCAUCUAGAUCUAUAGUACGAUUUGUCGAUAUCAUUUGACAAGACUCCCUCAAACUCAAGUAUCUAUUACCAUAAAAAGGUCAUACUACUUCUUAAGGCUGCUCACAUCAUAUCGAUCCGCAUCCGUAUUUGUGGAUUAGAAAAGACCACGUGAGCUGUCACAUGACCAUGAUUAACCACGUGAGCUGUUACACGAACAUGGGUCUCAUAUACGUACAUGAAAAGAGGAAUCAUGGAACGGC
Molecule: messenger RNA, 1972 nt
Organism: Amoebophrya sp. A25
Lineage: Eukaryota; Dinophyceae; Syndiniales; Amoebophryaceae
Source: the annotation of a GenBank genome assembly